Cyclospora cayetanensis is the source of this 909-nucleotide messenger RNA. RefSeq lists its product as uncharacterized. The coding region runs from base 1 to 909 and encodes 302 amino acids. The record is from RefSeq and is a predicted model, not a curated record. The transcript has 6 exons. NCBI's taxonomy places the organism in Eukaryota, Apicomplexa, Conoidasida, Eucoccidiorida, Eimeriidae.
AUGGCGGCCUUAGUGGCGCUCUCAACAGCGCCCACUGCGCUGUCGUUCGCUCUGAAGGAGCUGCUGCUGCGUUCUUACGAGAAGGAGCAGCAGCUGGACGCCCGUGAGGACGGCAGUCGGCUGCUCGUGUGCUGCUGUGCGACGCUGAGUGCUCUCUUUUGGUGCUGUGCGCUGACUCCCCUCAACGCGUAUCUCAUCAAGGGGGAGCCUUCCUGCGCAACGCCUUUCGCUGAUUCAGCCUGCUUGCCGCGGGUGGGUAUGCGGCCGUCCAUCUCCAUGCCACACACGGCGCUCUGCGACUUGCAGGAACCUGGAGAAAGCAUCUCGAACUUCCUUUGGGAUGCCUUUCGCUGCUUCUGCGGAAAUUCGUCGUACUCGCCUCCUGGAUCGCCGCUUGCACCCCCGCAGUGUCGAUACGCCGCCGUGGCCUACGGUGCGUACGCCACGGCAAAUCUCUUCUUCAAUAUAUCUGUGUUAGCUGUCGUUCUAGAAGGCUCCUCUCUCCUCAGCUUCAUGGCCAUGAAGGCCAUACUGCCCGUCUCCCUGCUGCUCUACGCGGCGAACAAGUGGCCGCUGCUGCCCGAAACAGAUUCCCAUCUUAGUUCCCCAAUUUUGCUUUCCCUCUUUCUCGUGCUCACUGGCGUUAUCUCCUUCCACUUUGAGUCACUGAGAGAAUCUACCGGUGCAUGCUCAUAUCGAGAAUGUAUACAGGUUGCGUAUAUGUGCACACGGCCGUCACAGUGUUCACGUAAAAAUGCAUAUAGGCCUGGUUUUCUGGCUUCGAACGACGCGGAAUCCAUGUUCCAGGAUAUUCAAAUACAAACGUAUAUUCUCUUAAAGAGUGUGUGUCUGUACCUAAGUCUACACGUAAAUGGCUUCUGGGCACGGGUUUCAGCAGACGUCGCGUGA